Messenger RNA from Sclerotinia trifoliorum, 3568 nucleotides. Lineage: Eukaryota; Fungi; Ascomycota; Leotiomycetes; Helotiales; Sclerotiniaceae. The record is from the annotation of a GenBank genome assembly.
CACAUGUACUGUGACCAAGGCUUCUUCAUGUAUCUGACAGAAUCCACGACUUCAUCACCCUCAGCCUUUCUACUCAUUUAUCUCUCCGGUACAUGCUCGUUCUGGAAGACCAUCGCAUGCUGUGUCUUCUCAUGGUUCAUUCCUCAUUCCUCAUUCCUCAUUUUAAUUAAUCAAUUCACCUUCAUUAUACCCGUGUUAUCGUGCAAGGGCAUCUCAAAUACUUACAAAGUGCUUCUCAGCUUCUCAACUUGCCGGGCACCCUUGACACACGCUCUGUAUGUAUUCACAUCUAGACCUCAUUCUGAAUUAUUGCAAGUCAGAUGCAACAGCCUGUGGGAGCAUUUCUCAUCAUUUCUCAGCCUUUUUUAAUAGUAAAAAUAGUCACUCGUCUCACAAGUAACACCUCUCCACGUUUUUGCAACAUCAAGUCGAACCCGACCCUAAUUGUAUAAACCUCCUUCAAAAAUCAGCACAGGCACAACUAUUUACCACCAAUAAUACAGCUGCCAUGGUUUUGGGCAUCAAUUUCAAGAAGAAGAAGAAGCCUGAGGAGGAGACUGAAUCACCACCACCUAUGAUGACCGAGAGGCAAGUUCCUGCCAUGAUUCCGCAAUCAGACUUUGAUGCCAUGGCACUUCAACCACCCAUUAACCGAUUGGCUCCUUCAUCAUCAAAGAAUUCAAUCUCGAAUCCAUCACAUGCCAGUUCAAACUUUAUGGAAGACAUCAGACAUGAGGUUAUGGUUAACUACCUCUACCAGCAACAGUGCUCACAUCUCUGGGUCAGUGAUGGAAGUGGCGAAAUCGAAGGCGUUUUGCUCAGAAAAUUGAGAAACACGUACAUGGCUUGUCCACCACAAUUAGGCAACUCUCCCUUUGCCGCAGCAUGUGCAGCUCUUAACGUUCAUGUAAGAGCUUAAGCAAUGUGUUCUUGAUUUCGAAAGCUAACUUCGGUAGUGCGCAAUGACAGUGAAUUCCCGAGUCAUCAAGACUUUCCUACAAUGCUCGCCAAAUGCCGUGGAUGUUCCGCUUCUAAAUGGCCUCAGAAUACAGAUCUUACCAACAAUUGAAGAUUUACCGCGCGCAAGGAAACUACAGUACGCUGCAUUCGUCGCAUCUGAAGCUUUACUGGUUGUAUGGGACGACGAGGCAUUACAUUUAGUCCAACGAGCCAAGGCCAUUGAAUCAGAACUGAUGGAAUUAGUGUGGAAAACCGAUGAAGAAAUAGAGGAUGAAAAGAAGAGUCCAAAUGCUGCCACCUGGGAAGUCGAUGAAGAGAGUGGUCGAUUUCUUCCAGAGACACGUGGAUUACACUUGCAAAAUACAGUUCUGGUUUCUCUUACGAUCAUAUUGAUUAUUGCAACUCUGGGUGCUGGUGUUCGUCAAGUAGCCAUUGAGACUGAGGUCGACCAGGAUUAUACCCGUCUUGCACUACUAGUCUUAACCCCCGUUCAAGUUUUUUUCACACUCUUCUUUGCUCAAGUCAUCGUUGGUUGUCUGUCUCAGCUCUUUGGGCCUGUGCAACAAAUGAGUAUUAAUUCCAAGUUUUACUCUGCUAACCCACCACCACGUAUUCUUGAUGGAAACCUUCCGCAUAUCACAAUCCAAUGCCCCGUUUACAAGGAGGGAUUGCAUUCCGUUAUUGCACCCACUGUCAAAUCAAUCAAACAAGCCAUUUCUACUUAUGAACUGCAGGGUGGCUCAGCCAAUAUGUUCAUUAAUGAUGAUGGUCUUCAAAUCAUUGAUGCAGACGAGCGCCAGGCUAGAAUUGACUUCUAUGCUGAUCACAGUAUUGGAUGGGUUGCUCGACCAAAGCAUGGGGACAAUUUCACCAGGAAAGGAAAAUGUAAGUUCCCUUGAUCCUAUUUUGAAGUCCAUUCGCUAAUAUUUUAAUAGUCAAAAAAGUAAGCCACCACGACGCCAUUGAUGCCAUUUCCCGCUAAAAGGGAUCUUCGAUCCUUUUAUGAACAAUAUUUAUUUUUUAAGCUGAAUCUUAUGCUAACCACAAUUCAUAGGCUUCUAAUAUGAACUUUGGACUCCACAUCUCUUGUAUGGUUGAGGAAAAGCUAGCUUUAAUUCAAAGACCUCUUGAUUGGACUCAAGCAGAUGAAGCACAAGCGUAUGGAAGAUGCCUGACAGAAGCCUUAGAAGAUAACGGCCGUGCAUGGGCUGACGGAAAUAUUCGAAUUGGUGACUAUAUCUUGUUGAGUAAGUGCAUCCAACUUAUUUCAAGUGGCUCCUCUGACGUAUUUCAGUUGAUUCGGAUACUCGUGUUCCAGAGGACUGUUUACUAGAUGCUUGUUCUGAAAUGGAACAGUCACCGGAGGUCGGCAUCAUGCAAUUCUCGUCUGGAGUUAUGCAGGUUGUUAAUACUUAUUUCGAAAAUGGCAUCACAUUCUUCACGAACUUAAUUUAUACUGCUAUUCGAUAUACUGUUUCCAAUGGCGAUGUUGCUCCUUUUGUUGGACAUAAUGCUAUUUUGCGUUGGUCAGCCAUUCAGCAGGUUUCAUAUGAAGAUGAGGAUGGAUAUGAAAAGUUCUGGUCGGAAUCUCAUGUGUCUGAAGAUUUCGAUAUGUCCCUCCGUCUUCAAGUUAAUGGAUACGUUAUUCGGUUGGCCGCAUGGGCUGGUGAAGGAUUUAAGGAGGGAGUGUCUCUGACUGUUUACGAUGAACUUGCCAGAUGGGAGAAGUAUGCAUAUGGUUGCAACGAGCUACUCUUUCACCCACUUCGUAUGUGGUUCUACAAAGGUCCAUUUACUCCUCUCUUCCGAAGAUUUUUACGUUCCAACAUUCCAUUCACCUCUAAGGUAACAAUUAUCUCCUACAUUGGUACUUACUACGCCAUUGGGGCUGCCUGGAUCUUGACCACCGCAAACUACUUCGCUAUCGGAUGGUACAAUGGAUACCUUGACAAGUACUAUGUCGAUUCUUGGAAAGUCUGGUUUUCCAUCGUAAUUGUGUUUAACGGUCUCGGAAACAUUGCCUUGGCAGUCAUGCGAUACAGAAUUGGCGAACGAAGCCUUGGGUAUGCACUCUACGAGAACUUCAAGUGGACACUUAUGUUGGCAAUUUUCCUCGGUGGCCUUUCACUUCAUGUUUCACAAGCACUACUUGCGCACAUGCUCGAAAUCGACAUGACCUGGGGUGCAACAUCAAAAGAAGCCGAGUUUAGUAACUUUUUCAUCGAAGUCCCAAAGGUUCUGAAGAGUUUCAAGUACUCCAUGAUCUUCUCUCUCUUGGGUAUAAUUAGCAUGAUCGUUCUGGCUACGGCUUCUUUCAUCCCAUACGAUUGGCGCAUUCAGGAUUUCGUCGCUAUUUUACCCAUGGCUACAGUUACGACUAGCCAUUUGCUUUUACCACUGGCUUUGAAUCCUGCCCUAAUGACAUUCUCGUGGUGAUUUCAUUUUCAGCAGCUUUCAUCACUUGUUCAGGGGCGUACUACUAAUUUAAAAUUUACAACUUACAAGGUUCUCCACGGUGUUACAUAUUGAGCUAGCUAGCUACUUCUUAGAUAUAAUUCAUAUGACCUUCUCUUAAUGAUUUUCGUUUCUUAUAUAAUUCGAGUGGCUG